This is a messenger RNA of Neolamprologus brichardi, 2556 nucleotides long. RefSeq names its product nudix (nucleoside diphosphate linked moiety X)-type motif 14 (gene nudt14). Gene Ontology annotation, molecular function: metal ion binding; UDP-sugar diphosphatase activity. The record is from RefSeq and is a predicted model, not a curated record. Gene Ontology annotation, biological process: nucleoside phosphate metabolic process; ribose phosphate metabolic process. NCBI's taxonomy places the organism in Eukaryota, Metazoa, Chordata, Actinopteri, Cichliformes, Cichlidae.
UUCACUGUCAGUUAGUGUGCGGGUGACAGACAACAGCGGUGAGCCUCCAAAUCUAAGCUCCAAGUGUAAACUAUGGAAGAGAUUAACAACAUUGAAGUGGUUCCGUGCACAGAGUCUGACUAUCUAAAGCCGUUCAGGGUGCACUAUAACCAGAAUGGCACAAAGAAAUCGUGGGACUUCAUGCGGACCCAUGACAGUGUAUCUGUGCUGAUCUUCAACACCACCUCACACUGUUUUGUCCUCGUCAAACAGUUCCGUCCAGCUGUAUACAUGUGUGAAUGGGAAAAAGCCAAGACGCAGCCACCAAAGUCUGCUGAAAAAACCGAGGAGGGUGCUGCAGAAGCCGCGACGGAGUCUCAGGAGGGCCAGUCAGCCUCAGAAGGGGAGAGCUCUUCUCAGUGGCUGCCUGCCUCUGCGGGGGUCACCUAUGAGCUCUGCGCUGGCCUGGUGGACAAACCUAACCUCUCUCUGGAGGAGAUCGCCCGUCAGGAGGUGCUGGAAGAAUGUGGCUACGAUGUGCCAGCUUCCAAGCUGAAGAAGAUUACUUCUUACAGGUCGGGUGUAGGUGUAACCGGUUCCAAGCAGACCAUGUUUUACGCUGAGGUGUCCGAUGACAACUGCGUCAGCCCAGGUGGAGGUGAGCCAAAGGAGGGAGAGCUUAUCGAGGUGGUCAAAGUCCCGCUGCACGAGGCCAUGACGUUUGCCUACGACGAGCGUAUACCCAAAACCAUGGGCGUCAUUUUUAGUUUCAUCUGGUUCCAUAAUAACAUGUCUCCUAAGUACAAGAUCUCCACCAAUGUGUAACUAGUAUUAAAAUAAGCCCUCUUUCUACAAUUUAUUCCAGAUUAAAUCAAACACUGGCCCAGCACACUUACUCCUCCCCUUAAGGCUCUUCAUCCUGUAUUGCCUUUUUGCUUAUUGGUACAUGAUGAAGGGUGGGCCCCUUGUCUUGUUGCCAGCUGGUAUCUUUAAGGUUUGUCCUAUUAGCUUUUUUUAAAAAAAACAAUUGUUUUACGUGGUCCUAGCGUUUUUCCUAAAUACAAAUAUGCCAUAGCUGGUUGUCACUGGCACUUUUUCUCUUCUUUUUAUACGUAAAUCAUUCAUUUACUGUGCCAUUUGUUAUCAGUGGCUGCAUAUCACAGAUUUCAUUUGCCUGCCCUUAAUUAAAGGAAUACUCCACUGUUUUUUAAAUUUUAUUUUAAUGUCGAUAUUAAAUAUUAUCUACAUGUUAGUGUUUUUAAAAUCAAAAUUUGGUCGAGAAAAAGGCCUUUAAUGUUAUUUAAACUUGUAUUCUCCAUUGCUAGUUGCUUUAGUAAAGAGAAUUUAAAGCUCCAGUAUAUAUGAUUUCAUAAUACUAUAACAAUAUUGUAUUUUCUAUUAUUAUGUGGAAAUGCCUCAAAACCAGAUUGGAGGCUACUGAAAACCACUGUUCGACUAAAUUAAACCCAGUUUCAAAAUUAUUUGUGGUCAAUGCACUGUAUUUCCGUUUUCACACAUUUUUGCACAUGAUGAGAAGGCUUGCAAGUGAAAACAUUCCUCUUUCUCACCUCUGCUACAUUAAACGCGGCUGUCAGUAUUCAUGAUUAACCUCUAAUGUGCUGCUGGUUACCUUCAGUUUGCCAGCAUUUCCACUGAAAUCUUGAAAGCAUUUUUGCUUUCCUGAAAAAGUCUGACUGUGACAAUGCAAAGCACAUAUACAGUAGCUACUUUUUGCACUGUUUAUAAUGUAAAGAAUAGAUAGAGAGAUAGAUGAGGUUACAAUAAACAGUGGAGUAUUCCUUUAAUCCAUGAUCCAGUAAUGCAAAAACUAUACUAGUCAAUCAUGGGGCCUUGUAAUGAUUGGGGUAUUCAGGGAUGCCCCAUUUAAGUUCUGAAUCAUAGCCUUCAAGCAAUACUUACCUAAGUACUCCAGGCUGAACAAUCGUAGUAUCAUUGAAAUCAGCCCUUAUCCUUUUCAUCAAAUUCUUCGUGAAGUCAAACCAGUUAACAUUAGCAAACACUUACCUCUGCGCAGAGGGCCUCAGUUUAAUUAACUCAAUUGCGCUGAAGCACGAUCCUGAUUAAAAACAGCCUAUUUGUAGUUGGAGACACUUAAAUCCACUUCUGGUGACAUCUUCACACUGACGUGUUACAGGCGUUUUCAAGCCUGUAGCACAUCAGUGGAGUCUCAGACAAACAACAGUUUGUUUCGUUUUUUAUUUUGUAUGUUUGUUUUUUAGAGUUUUGGAGGAGCUCAAAUGUAUACUGUUGCGGACAUGAUGUCUUAAGGCAGUAGCCUCUAUUUUUCUGUUUUUUAGAUUGUUUAUUUUUUGCACACAACAUCAAAGUUACAUUAUGAACCCGUAAAUCACAUCAAUAUUAAUUAGAAAAAUGUUCAGAAAAUGUAACCCAUGUGAAAGUCUGAUUUUUAUAAUAAUUCAUUUGCAAAACUCACAUGCUGAAAACCAUUAAUGCACAAACCUGCUCUGUCUCUUAUUGUAUGCUUCUGUACACUACAUGCAAUUCACACUGAGUACCUGCUGUAAACAUAACAUUUAUUAAAAGUUGAUUGGAGAA